Molecule: messenger RNA, 1261 nt
Organism: Ricinus communis (castor bean)
Lineage: Eukaryota; Viridiplantae; Streptophyta; Magnoliopsida; Malpighiales; Euphorbiaceae
Product: DNA damage-repair/toleration protein DRT102
Exons: 1
Coding region: 71-1027 (318 amino acids)
Biological process (GO): carbohydrate metabolic process
Molecular function (GO): isomerase activity
Source: RefSeq, a predicted model, not a curated record
UUAAAAAACUAUAUUUAUUUAUUUCUAUUACAAAACUUUCACCAUCACUUUUCACCGGAAUCCACCGCUAAUGGCCGCCGACAGUCCCCAGCCACUUAAAAUCAUAACCGGAGCAGACUCCUUGGGCUGCUCCCUGAAAGAUGCUCUAAUCUCCCACCUCCGAUCUCUCAACAUAGACGUAGAAGACCUCGGCACGUCCUCCUACUACACAAUCGGCGCUGAAGUCGGACGCCGGGUCUCCGCCGCUAAUUCUACUUCACCAUCUCCAGAAAUCCGUGGCCUCGUCGCGUGCGGAACCGGCGCCGGUGUCUCCAUAUUCGCCAACAAAUUUCCCGGCGUCUACGCCUCCACCUGUCUCUCCACCGGCGACGCCGCCAACACACGCUCCAUCAACAACUGCAACGUACUCGCCGUCUCCGGUUUGUUCACUACACCGGAAUCCGCUAUUCAGAUUCUUGACACGUGGCUUAGUACUCCAUUCAAAGCUCCUUGUCCUGCUUCUAAUAACGCCCCGUGGAGCUCAGAAAUAUCUGAGUUUCUAGAUAAUUCGCUUUUAGAAAUGCCGGAAAUCGGCCAAAAAGUUGAUACAAACAUAAAAGAAGAAGAAAAAGAAACAUUGAGUACGUGUUCGCUGUGUUGCUUAGCGAAGAACAGAAAGUUAGAUGAGAUUGAUUUGAUUCCUGGUGGGUCGAUGAAGAUUCUGAGAGAAAGUCCAACGUCAGCUAUUGUUAGGUUCAAAGCGGGGAGUAUAGAGCCAGCUCAUCAUCAUACAUUUGGGCAUGAUAUAGUGGUGAUGAAAGGGAGCAAGAGCGUGUGGAAUUUGAGCAAGAAGGUGAAGUAUGAUUUGGGUGUUGGUGAUUAUUUGUUUACUCCUGCUGGUGAUGUGCAUCGAGUUAAGUAUUUUGAGGAUACUGAGUUUUUUAUUAAGUGGGAGGGGAAAUGGGAUCUUUUCUUCGAUGAGGAUCUUGAGGUGGCUAAAACUGAAAUUGAAAAAGAAGCGGAUGAUGGGUUUCAGCGGGUGAACUAGACGAAUGUGUGUUUGUGUUGUUGUACAAUGCCCUGGUAUGUGCUUCUUGGUUUUUUUUCCUUUGGUGUCUGGUUUGGGCAACUCUUAGUACCUACUCCAGUCCGAAUAAGCGAGUAUCAGCAUAGAGCGAGUGUUCUAAAAUUUGAGUAUUAUUAUGAUCCGAUCCGUUUGGUGCAUGUAUGAAUACCUUCCGAUGUCAUUGUAAAUGAAGGAAUUUGCAGAUCUUUUUUCCAA